CAUGACUAAAACAUAGCUUGACGGUCCUGAAUGCUAACCGAGUAGACUUGUGUGGACUUGUUAUUAUUAGUAUUUUUUUUAAAACAUCUUUUUAAUCUAUCUAAAAAUCUCAGAAAAAGGUGUUUAUCAUCAGCGGAGAUAAGAUAAUUUGUGGCUAAUGCUAUCUGCCCAAGUUAUUGGCCAUCAAGAUUAGCUAGAAAAUCCUGCGGGCUAAGAUAAGACAAGUAUUAGAAUUAAAUAUGUACACCUGUAAUCAUUUAGGAUUCGUGAUAUAAGAUUAUGGAUUUAUAAAUUAUGUUUAUUUCUGGCAUGCAGCUCUUUUGUUGUCUCGUCUGUUCUGGAGCUAUUUGAGAACACGGUGGUAAAAUGCCUUUGACAGCUGCUAUCAUCAGUGGGAUCCAGAGGAUGGUUUUGUAUGAAACCAGAGCCAGAUAUUUUUUGGUAGGAAGCAAUCAGGCUCAGACCAAACACAGAGUCCUUAAGAUUGACCGCACAGAACCCAAGGACCUAGUGAUCAUAGAUGACAAGCAUGUAUAUAGUCUGCAAGAGGUGCGGGAGUUGCUGGGCCGUCUUGACCUGGGAAACCGUACAAAGAUAGGCCAAAAAGGUUCUUCAGGCCUGUCUAGGGCUGUCUCAGCUUUUGGCAUUGUGGGUUUUGUUCGUUUUCUUGAGGGAUUUUACAUUGUCCUGAUCACCAAGCGCAGAAAGAUGGCUGAUAUCGGUGGUCACUCCAUCUACAAAAUUGAAGACACCACCAUGAUCUACAUCCCCAAUGAUUCAGUCAGAGUUACGCACCCUGACGAAGCAAGAUAUGUGCGGAUCUUCCAGAAUGUGGACCUUUCCAGCAACUUCUACUUCAGCUACAGCUAUGACCUGAGCCACUCACUACAGUACAACCUGACAUUGCUGCAAAGACCUUAUGAACUGUGGUCGUCAUCACCUCCCUCUUCUGAGGAAGGGGUACACACACAAAGCAAGCAUGACAGCUUUGACAUCUUUGAAGACGAGGGUUUGCCUACACAAGUGGUUUAUGGCCUGCAGAACGAGCCGUACUACAAGUACGUGUGGAACGGGAAGCUCCUGGAGCGAGUCAAGGACAUAGUGCAUCCGGACUGGCUCAUGUAUAUAAUCCAUGGCUUUUGUGGCCAGUCGAAACUACUGAUCUACGGUCGACCAGUUCACAUCACCCUCAUUGCAAGACGUUCCAGCAAAUUUGCAGGGACCCGCUUCCUGAAAAGAGGUGCCAACUGUAAGGGGGACGUGGCUAAUGAGGUAGAGACUGAACAGAUUGUCCACGACGCCUCAGUUAUGUCUUUCACAGCGGGAAGCUAUUCCUCAUAUGUCCAGGUCCGAGGUUCAGUCCCGCUCUACUGGUCUCAGGACAUUUCCACCAUGAUGCCAAAACCCCCAAUAAGAUUGGACCAAGCAGACCCAUAUGCCCAUGUAGCUGCCCUCCAUUUUGACCAAAUGCUUCAGCGUUUUGGCUCACCUAUUAUCAUCCUGAACCUUGUUAAGAAACGUGAAAAAAGGAAACAUGAGAAAAUUUUGAGUGAAGAGCUCUACCCAGCUGUGAUCAACCUCAAUCAGUUCCUCCCUCCAGACCACUGCAUUGACUAUAUCGCCUGGGACAUGGCUCGCUACACCAAGAGCAAACUGUGCAAUGUUUUGGACCGUUUAAGCAUGAUAGCAGAGAAUGUUGUCAAGCGAACAGGUUUCUUCAUUAAUCGCUCCGACUUCUACUGUCACACCCUCCGACCAGAUGACAGGUGGGAAGAUGUUGGUGGAUACGUGACAUCCCGUGGACGUCUGCAAACUGGUGUGCUGCGGACCAACUGUGUGGAUUGUUUGGACCGAACCAAUACAGCCCAGUUUAUGGUGGGCAAGUGUGCGCUGGCUUAUCAACUCUAUGCUCUGGGAAUGAUUGACAAGCCCAAGCUGCAGUUUGACACAGACUGUGUGAGAUUGUUUGAAGAGCUGUAUGAGGACCAUGGAGACACUUUAUCUCUGCAGUAUGGCGGCUCUCAGCUUGUCCACAGAGUGAAGACCUACCGCAAGAUUGCACCCUGGACGCAGCACUCCAAGGACAUCAUGCAGACACUGUCACGGUACUACAGCAAUGCUUUCUCAGAUGCUGACAGACAAGACGCCAUCAACUUGUUCCUCCAAGUCUACCAGCCAUCAGAGUGUAAGCCACACCUGUGGGAGCUGCCCACAGAUUUCUAUCUGCAUCAGAAGAGCACCAUGGCCCUCCCCCAUGACAGACGCAGCUACACACUGUGGUGGACAGAGGGAAUCCUAGCCUACCUACCUGUUCCUUAUGAUGAAGUUGCAUGUGAGGACACAAUGAAGAAGGUCAAAGUGAAGAGGGUGAACCGCUUCGAUGAAAGCAUUGACAUCUACACAGAAUUCUUCAAACCUUACGAGCUCACAUCUUUUGAUGACACUUUCUGCAUUGCAAUGACCAACUCUGUAAGGGAAUUUAUGCCAAAGUCAGUGGGAGUGGAUCCUAGUCCAUUCACAGUUCGCAAGCCAGAGGAAACAGGAAAAUCAGUCCUGGGCAACAAGAGCAGCAAGGAGGAAGCGAUUCUCCAAAGGAAGACUGCAGCCAGUGCACCUCCUCCCCCUAGUGAGGAGGCCAUUUCUAGUACAUCAGAGGACGAUUCAGAGGAGGACCGGGACGAUGAUGGACCCGUGUCCCAGCGCUCCACCCCCAUCAAACUGUUGGCAGAUUCUGGGGAAAGCAGUCGCACACAGGAGGAGAUACAACUGACGCAAACAGUUAAGGAGCCAUACGGACUCAAUCUGGCUGAGUUCCCGGUUGAGGAAGACCUGCUUACUUAUAAAAGGUUUGCACAUCUUGGGGAGAAUCAGCACAGAGUGGAGAGAACUGAACGCAUAAACAUGGAAAACAUCAUUUGUUUAGAGCCCGUGUCCUGCUUCCCAGAGGACAGCAUCUACAGCGUUUCUCUUCCACAGGUGGACAGAGAGAGUCGAGAAGUGUUUGAGAGCCAUGUGCUGACAGGUCAGGGCCAAGUGAGGGCGCUGUGCAGAGAGGACAUGCUAAUAUACAGGGAGUAUGUCAAGAACAGAUACAUGUGAGACUCAAAUAACAGGAAGUGGAUCUCUGUUACCAAUAGGAGAGGCCUAGACCAUCAUCUACUGUUAAGUAUGACAUUCCAACUUAAAGACUCAGAAAUGUUUCAGUUUGAAGAGUUUUCUUGGUGGAACCAAAUGAAAGUAAGAAAGGUUUUUGUUGGAUUAAAAAAAAAAAAAAAUCUUUUUUGUUUUUUUUUUUCCUCCCUUCUAUUUAUUGAGAUACUUAAAAAAAGAAGUGACACUGGGAUUUAAAAAAAGAGAAAACUUGAGGUAGGUUUCUUUUCAAAUGAGAUUAUGUUUAAUAUAUUUCUAAUUAUUUUAGUUAUUAUAGUAUUUUUUUUAUUGGUGCAGUCAUGACUGAAAAGGCUACCUGUAUGGUGCUUUUUUAUUUGUUUUUUUUUUCACAUUGUUUAAUUUCAGUCAGUUUCAGUUUUUUUAAAGAUAUAUUACUUAUGUCAUUUUCAGUUAUGUGAAUUCAUGUAAACUGCUUUGAAUCUUAGAAGUUGGAAAUGGUACUUAUGGGCUGCCUCUCCAUCCUGUGUGUACAGUUACAUAAUGUUUCAUUUAACUUUGCAGGGAGCUUGAGAAAAGCAUGGGCUUUGAAUGAUUUUUAACAAAAAGCCCUCUUCAAAAAGUGCUGUUCACCAUCCAUGGCAAACAUUUUCCUUUUACUCUUUUUGCCUUUUGAUUUUUGUGACACUUCAGCCUGCGUUCUUGUUUUUUUUUUCUAUAUCUUUAAUUACUUGAAAACAGCAUUUCAUUUUUUGGGACGUAAAUAUGUCAACAUUUGAAUUUUAUGCUAUGACUUAUCAAGGUCAGUGUCUAUUGCCAUUUUUUAAAAAUGAUAAAAUUACUAUAAUCUACAAAGUUUAAUUUUAUUUGUAUGAAUAUUUAUGAGAUGUCAACUGAUUAUCGUGCAUAAUGCUAAAUUAAACCUUCAUUCAUUAA
Molecule: messenger RNA, 4044 nt
Organism: Melanotaenia boesemani (Boeseman's rainbowfish)
Lineage: Eukaryota; Metazoa; Chordata; Actinopteri; Atheriniformes; Melanotaeniidae
Gene: fig4a
Product: FIG4 phosphoinositide 5-phosphatase a
Exons: 23
Coding region: 367-3099 (910 amino acids)
Biological process (GO): phosphatidylinositol dephosphorylation
Cellular component (GO): intracellular membrane-bounded organelle
Molecular function (GO): phosphatidylinositol-3,5-bisphosphate 5-phosphatase activity
Source: RefSeq, a predicted model, not a curated record